This is a messenger RNA of Ixodes scapularis (black-legged tick), 1692 nucleotides long. RefSeq names its product cytochrome P450 2K6. The record is from RefSeq and is a predicted model, not a curated record. Gene Ontology annotation, molecular function: monooxygenase activity; heme binding; oxidoreductase activity, acting on paired donors, with incorporation or reduction of molecular oxygen. Bases 1 to 1515 code for a protein of 504 amino acids. The transcript has 9 exons. Lineage: Eukaryota; Metazoa; Arthropoda; Arachnida; Ixodida; Ixodidae.
AUGAGCUUUCCAUUAGAAAAGGCCCAGUUCUCUUGGGACUGGCGGUGGUUGACGACUGCCUCGGUGUUCCUGCUGUCCUUUUAUGUGAUACGCUUUUAUCGCAAAGUAUCCAAAUACCCCAAAGGACCUUUCCCGCUGCCCCUGGUCGGAAAUCUCCUGAGCUUACGAAAGGAGAAGCUCUACAAGAAGGCAGAAGAGUGGUCACGCAAGUAUGGCGACCCGUUUACGCUAUGGAUGGGAGAAAAGCCGAUGUUGAUGCUGACUUCGUACCAAGUGGUAAAGGAAGCCUUCAUCGACAAACGGCACGAAUUCGCCGGACGCUUUCCGAUGAAGAUAGGUGCUCUCCAGACGCAGAAGAACCAUGACAUCGCGUUUGAAGAUUACAACCCUACGUGGAAGGCGCUUAGGAAAGUUGCGCUUACUGCAGUCAGGAAAUACGCCAUGAGUGACUCCGCGGAAACGCUCUGCGCUGAAGUCGUGGACGCCUACGUGGACUCCCUGGAGAAAGGACCUAAUACGGUAGACUCCAAGGAUCCAUUUCAGUUCAUUAUAUUCAACAUCGUCGGCACAUACGUCUUCGGAACAAGGUUUGAAAAUGAAGGUUCUGAGCUGGCCAGGAUUAGGCGGAUUAACGAGUCUGUUACCGAGCUGGCGCCCAAUGGCCUACCCAGCGACAUCGUGCCUUGGCUUGGCAUAUUGCUCCGUAACAGAGAAAAAAAGAUAGAGUCCCUCUACACCGAGUUCUUUGAGCUAAUCGAAGCGCUCUACAAGAAGGCUGUACACCGCCAUGUUCCAGGAUCGAUACAAAACUUCACUCAUUCAAUGUUGGCGGCAAGAGAAGAGGCGCUCCUGCAAAAAAAGAGUGACUCUCAGUACCUCACCGAAGCCAACAUGGUCCAGAUACUUCUAGACGUUUUCGGAGCUUCGACUGACACCACUAUCGGAGAAUUGCGGUGGUUAUGUUUGACGAUGAGUCGAAAGCCAGAGAUACAGGCAAAGAUUCAAAGAGAAAUCCAAUAUUACCUUGGGCAAACCCCACCGACCUUGCAAGCCAGGGACAAACUCCCGUAUACGGUUGCCUGCAUCUACGAGACGCUCAGGGUGUAUCCGAUCGUUCCCUUGGGCCUUCCGCACAACACAUCUUGUGACACGCAUGCGGGCGGCAAGUUUAUCCCCAAGAACACUGGCCUCCUCUACAACAUCCACGCAGUGAACCACGAUCCCGCUCUCUGGAAGGACCCGGAGGUCUUCAGACCCGAACGCUUCCUGAAUCCCAGAACGGGAAAGCUGAACCUGGAAGGCCAGCCUCCGCUCCUCACGUUCGGUCUGGGCCCCAGGACGUGUCCCGGGGAGAAGUUGGCUCACCUGAAGAUGUUUUACGUGCUCGUGCGGCUCAUGCAGCGCGUCACCUUCGGUGUGCCUGACGGAACCUCAAGCACGGACUUAAAGCAGCUUCAGUCCAAUCUAUUUCUGAUGGCAGCCGAGCAGAAAAUGGUUUUUAAGCGACGAUUCUGACUGAUGGUGCACUAAAAAAAUGCAAGGCCAGUUCAAACAUUUGUGCUUUAGUACAAUAGACAUUUUUAGAAUAUCGUAUGCAAAAGCGUCAAGUAAAAGAAUAAACAUGUGCACCGAUCGCCACUGCGUCUGCCCCGAGCCCAAACCGCAAAUUGGCUUAGCGCAUGGUGAUGACGC